AUGACAUUUGAUGCAGAAGAUGUCGAGGAAGACAUGGAGGACCACAACGAUCCUUUGGUUCUCACGUUACCAGUAGCAGGGUGCAACGUCAAGAAGAUUCUGACUGACGGAGGGAGUUCAAUAAACGUCUUGUUUUAUGAUACGUACAAACGAAUGGAAAUGAAUGAUGAUCAACUGAUGUCUUCUUACUAUACCAUCUAUGGAUUCAACGGUGCACCAACGAAGCCUCUAGGAGACAUUGUGUUACAAGUGAAGGCAGGCCCAAUAAAAGUCGAUACACGAUUCAGCGUGGUAGACGUUCCUUCUCCCUACAACACCAUCAUCGGCGAAGAUGGGUGCACAAACUCAAAGGAUUAG
Molecule: messenger RNA, 357 nt
Organism: Papaver somniferum (opium poppy)
Lineage: Eukaryota; Viridiplantae; Streptophyta; Magnoliopsida; Ranunculales; Papaveraceae
Exons: 1
Coding region: 1-357 (118 amino acids)
Source: RefSeq, a predicted model, not a curated record